This is a messenger RNA of Xenopus laevis (African clawed frog), 1638 nucleotides long. It is a transcript of the gene necab1.S, whose product is annotated as N-terminal EF-hand calcium binding protein 1 S homeolog. The record is from RefSeq and is a predicted model, not a curated record. Gene Ontology annotation, biological process: regulation of amyloid precursor protein biosynthetic process. Gene Ontology annotation, cellular component: cytoplasm. The transcript is spliced from 13 exons. Gene Ontology annotation, molecular function: calcium ion binding. Bases 9 to 1055 code for a protein of 348 amino acids. Lineage: Eukaryota; Metazoa; Chordata; Amphibia; Anura; Pipidae.
AGCCAGCCAUGGAUGGUCAGGAGAUGCCUUCACCUUCCCGGACCGACUCCUCCGAGGAGAUCAGCUCAUCCCUGCACCUAACUAAGGGCAUGUCCAUCUUCCUGGAUAUUCUGAGAAGAGCCGAUAAAAAUGAUGAUGGGAAGCUAUCCUUUGAAGAAUUCAAGGCUUACUUUUCUGAUGGUAUUCUCAGUGCUGAUGAAUUAAGUGAGCUUUUUCACAAGAUUGAUACCCACAAAACUGACAACCUGGACACAGAAGAACUAUAUGAUUAUUUUUCACAGCACCUGGGAGAAUAUGAAAGUGUCCUUGCAGCCCUGGAAGACCUAAAUCUCUCAAUCCUGAAGGCAAUGGAUAAAACAAAAAAUCAAUAUCAAAACGCCUCAAAGCUGGAACAGUUUGUGACACGUUUUUUGUUGAAGGAGACACUGAACCAGCUGCAGUCUCUUCAGAAUUCCUUGGAAUGUGCCAUGGAAACUACAGAGGAGCAAACACGAUUAGAAAGACAAACUCCAGCAAAGCCAAAAAUGCUAGCAAUUCCAUGGGGAGGAAAACGAUCCAAUCGGAGGCUACAGAGGAACAACAGCUUUUCUCCAAAUAGCCCCCAGUUUAGCAUGGGCUUGUUAGAAGACGAUAACCAGUGGAUGACCCAGAUAAACAGACUCCAGAAACUGAUUGACAGACUGGAGAGAAAGGAACUUAAGAUGGAGCCUCUAGAAGAAGAGGUAAUAGAGGGAAACACAUCGCAUAUCAUGAUUGUUCAGCGCCAAUUAUCUGUGCUAGUGGAGGAAGGGGAAGAAUUCCGCCUGGCACUCAAACAGUAUGUGGAGUCCGUUUCGUCUCAGACGGGAUGUUUACAUGUUGCAGUGCAGAAGUUGUCGAAUGAGUCGCGCUUCAUCAUUUACGAGUUUUGGGAAAACAGUAACAUUUGGAAGAAUCACCUUCAGACUAAUUACAGUAAGACUUUUCAAAGGAGUAACGUUGACUUUCUGGAAACUCCAGAAAUCAUGACAACGAUGCUGAUACCCGCUUCGUGGUGGGUACUCAACAACAAUUAAGACCUCCAGCCCUUCGGUGAUGGUGGUAGCAAAUAUCCGAUUCAUUCUUCAGAGACCAGUACAGCUAUAUAUGUACCCUUGUAUGUCUGGUGAACAUAAAGUAUGUUCUGCACUCUGUACUAGUGUAAUAUCAUAUAUGAUUGAGGUAAAGCAAUCUAUAACAGAUCAAGGACCUCAUUAGGUGCAGGACACCUGCAUUGCACAAGAUAAAUUUGCUCUAGAGACAGCAGCACACAAACAUGGCUUCCCUGUUGGGCCACUUCUCCACAGGUUGCCCUUCUUCCUAAUGUACAUGAUUUUGUAAUGUUUCUCCAUUGAGUUUGUUUUGUAUAAAUGAGGGGUUUUUUUUUACUUGCAUUUUCUUUUGACGUUUUAAUGGUCGACUCCCCAGCCAUAUAAAUGUAAGGUCUGCAAGUGCAAUAAAUUGGAUGUUAGAAUCGCCCCUCAGCCAACAUUAUGAAAAGGGUGUUGAGUAUGCAUCCAAACAUGCGUUCUUCCUUAGGGAGACAGAGUAAGUUAUUUACAAUCACCGUGUUUAUUGCUUUGUAGGUUUGCACAGUAGCUUUAUGGUAACCUCUCCCCA